Messenger RNA from Necator americanus (New World hookworm), 633 nucleotides. RefSeq lists its product as uncharacterized. The coding region runs from base 1 to 633 and encodes 210 amino acids. The transcript has 5 exons. NCBI's taxonomy places the organism in Eukaryota, Metazoa, Nematoda, Chromadorea, Rhabditida, Ancylostomatidae. The record is from RefSeq and is a predicted model, not a curated record.
AUGUGUAGAUGUAGCACGGUAAUGUUCGGUGAAUUCGUUCUGCUGUCGAUUCCAGCUGCUCUUCUCGCUUGCGCCACUCUUCCACCUGGUCAAGAGAGAAUAAUCACAUUCCGAGGAGAGGGACUUACAACAAUCCCUCUCGAGAUUGCUUACUCAACUGAUACGGCGGUGCAGACUGCUAACCCGACAAUAUCGAAGACAUCGGCUGAUGCUGUUAAAAUUCUCCGACAAUAUGUGAAAAAAGCGGUGACUGCAGUAAUCAAAGAAGAAGCGAAGAAAGCGGGCCUUGAGAAUCUCGCGUCGGACAUAGGAAAACAAAUCAAACCAACUCCGUACUACACACCUAUCGAUUGUUCAGAAGUUGGAACUACGGCUGCAGCUCCUUCUAAUACCAGUGGCUUCUCUUGUGUAUUAGAAAACGGAAUCAUUACGAAAGUAGCGUACAGCCAACAAAAUACUGCUGAUGUUCCGGUAUACUUCCAGCAAUUCACAAUCGUCCUUUCCAUUUCCAAUUCUUUCGUCGGUGGAUGGAACAGAGACCAGUGGGAUACCGUUUUGCUUAGAGCGCAGAGCAAAUUGGCAACUGGAACGUACGGGACAAGUUUCAGAACAGUCACUCUUGUACAGUUAUGA